This is a messenger RNA of Zea mays, 1583 nucleotides long. RefSeq names its product putative pectinesterase 63. The transcript has 3 exons. The record is from RefSeq and is a predicted model, not a curated record. Gene Ontology annotation, biological process: cell wall modification; pectin catabolic process. Gene Ontology annotation, molecular function: pectinesterase activity. Lineage: Eukaryota; Viridiplantae; Streptophyta; Magnoliopsida; Poales; Poaceae. The coding region runs from base 230 to 1453 and encodes 407 amino acids.
AAUCAGGAGGCAGGUGAGGCGAUGCAUGCUGAAUUGUACAAGGAUGAACAAGAACCGGCCAACAAAAAUGAAUGCUAGCUCCUCCUGCAUGCAUCCUCCCAUUCUCAUCACUCCAAACCUAUGAACAAAAUGCAUGCCUCAGAAUUCCAUUGGCUCAAUAAUUGCCAAAAUAGAGCGGAAUAAUUACUAUCGUGUAGAAGAAACUCUACUCUGAUCUCUUUCUGUCGCCAUGGGGCAUCAAAACUGCCGUCGUCCUCCGCAUGUCGUCGUUGCUCUUGUUGCGAUAGUCCUGCUGCAACCAUGUUUCGUCUCGGUUGCAUCCUCGUCCAGCUCGGUGGCCAUCGACGGCGGCGGGACCAACGUAAAGGUGCCGGCGGUCGACGGCGGUGCUGGCAGCUUCGUCGAGUUCGUGACCGAGAACGUGGAGCUGUACAGCAACGUGAGCAAUGAGCACAUGUACGGGUCGGCGGGCAAGGUGUGGGAUCCGCAGCUGCUGGUGGCGCAGGGCAUGGUGGUACGGUACGUGGUGAGCCCCGACGGCAAGGGCAAGUUCAGGACCAUCAACGAGGCCGUCAGGGCCGUGCCGGAGGGGAACAAGAGGAGGGUCAUCCUCGACAUCAGGACGGCCACCUACAGAGAGAAGGUGCUGGUCCCGUACACGAAGCCGUUCAUCACGUUCUUGGGCAACCCCAAGAACCCCCCGGUGAUCAUGUGGGACGACAGGGCGGCGACCCACGGCAAGGACGGCAAGCCCGUCGGCACCGUCGGCAGUGCCACGGUGGCGGUGGAGUCGGACUACUUCAUGGCCUCCGGCAUCGUCUUCAGGAACCACGCGCCGAUGGCUGCGCCGGGGCAAGAGGGCGGGCAGGCGGUGGCGCUGCGGGUGUUCGGCACCAAGGCGGCAUUCUACGACUGCACGAUCGAGGGUGGGCAGGACACGCUGUACGACCACAAGGGCCUGCACUACUUCAAGUCGUGCCACAUCCAGGGCAGCGUGGACUUCAUCUUCGGCUUCGGGCGGUCCCUGUACGAGGACUGCGCCAUCAUGUCGGUGACGAAGCAGGUGGCGGUGGUGACGGCGCAGCAGCGGACCAAGAGCAUAGCGGGCGCCAUCGAGAGCGGCUUCUCCUUCCUCCGGUGCCGGAUCGCCGGCACGGGCGCCGGCCAGAUCUACCUUGGCCGCGCCUGGGGCGACUCCUCCCGGGUGGUGUACUCCUACACCACCAUGGGCAAGGAGGUGGUGCCCGUCGGCUGGGACGGCUGGAGGAUCGAGAGGCCCGAGAAGAGCGGCAUCUACUACGGCGAGUACAUGUGCUCGGGCCCCGGCGCGCUGCCGCACAAGCGGAUCGGCUGGUCGCUCGUGCUCAACGACGCCCAGGCCAAGCCCUUCACCGGCAUCCACUUCAUCUUUGGCGACUCGUGGAUCCUGCCGCCGCCAAGCCUGGUGGGCUAGCGCGGAACGGAGCGGAUCAUGCAGUGUUACCAAUACCAUAUAGCGGCUAGCACUACUUUAUUAAUCUCUUCAGAGUUCAGACGUUGCAGAACGCGAUCCAUCAGUUGUUGGCGUCUUUGCUGUGUCCUCC